UACUGGCCGUGGCUUCACACGGGGCGAGUUUUCGUACGGGCUGAACAACUGGAAUUUGUUUGAUAGAAGUGGCACGCUUAAAUGUGAAUGAGAUAGAUGAGAUGGAUGAAAUUAUUGCAACAGUGGUACAUCGUCGGAAAAUUGCUAUUGCAUUAUUUUUAAUUAUUGAAAAAUUGCGACGACAACGAAAUAAAUAUCGCCGACGUUUAUGGAGUCGACAGUGGCUGCAAUGACGAGAGACCCACAAUAGUGUUCUUACAAUGUUAUUUGAAGAAUUCGGACCUGAAGAUCCGAGAUCUUUUCAAAAUUUCACUAGAAUGCAAGAAGAGGUUAUGGAGGAACUGUUAAAUCUUCUUAUUCCAUAUAUUGAAAAGAAAGACACAGUAAUGAGAAAAGCAAUUUCUCCUCGGAUGAGACUGAGUGUUACGCUUCGAUAUUUGGCAACUGGCAAUUCAUUUCAAGAUCUUGCGUACUCUACAAGAAUUGCUCCAAAUACUCUGUCGAAAAUUAUAUUAGAAACAUUACAAACUAUUAUUACAGUGUUAAAUAAAAAUGUGAUACCAUUUCCAUCUAAACCUGAAGAGUGGGAAAUUGUAGCUCAUAAAUUUGGAACUAUGUGGCAAUUUCCUCAAUGCAUAGAUGCUAUAGACGGGAAACAUAUUUUAUUUUGUCCUCCACGUUCUGAAGGAUCUAAAUAUCGCAACUAUAAGGGAAAAGACAGCAUUAUUCUUUUCGCAUUAGUAGACGUAGAAUAUAAAUUUAUUUUUGUAGACGUUGGUAAAAAUGGUCGCACACAUGACUCUGCUGUAUUUCGUGAAAGUCUGUUAGGUAUAAAACUAAAGGAAAACACUCUUAAUUUGCCACAACCAAAGACUCUACUGAAUUUUAAUUUUCAAAUGCCAUAUGUAAUUGUAGGAGAUGAUGCUUUUUCUUUGCAUACAAAUUUAAUGAAACCAUAUCCUGACCGUGGCUUGACAGAAAACAGACGAAUAUUCAAUUACAGAUUAAGUAGAGCACGAAGAACUGUUGAAAAUGCAUUCGGCAUUCUGGCGAAUAGAUUCAGAGUUCUUCUAAAUCACAUACCACUCUCUGUAGAAAAAGUAGAAAUCAUAACAUAUGCAUGUGUGCUUCUUCAUAAUUUUCUGUUGAGUAAAAAUGUGCAACGUUAUAUUCCCUCUGAAUAUAGAUCAGAAAAUUUAGAAAUACCUGAAUCAUGAUUAUGUAGUGUGAAUCAACAAGGGGGAAAUCGUUCAUCUGUUGCAGCUGGUGAAAUAAGAGACAUGUUUACUGAAUAUUUUAAUACAACUGGUGCUGUUUCA
Messenger RNA from Trachymyrmex cornetzi, 1319 nucleotides. RefSeq lists its product as uncharacterized. Bases 261 to 1217 code for a protein of 318 amino acids. The record is from RefSeq and is a predicted model, not a curated record. NCBI's taxonomy places the organism in Eukaryota, Metazoa, Arthropoda, Insecta, Hymenoptera, Formicidae. The transcript is spliced from 2 exons.